UUGGCGCAGGCGAUGUUCAAGAAGAUGUCCGCAGUACGCGGAUUCAUCAUCGAGCCGAAGGAGUGGAAGGUGGAGGGUGAAAGACGCUACAGCACUCCCGGCAACACGGACUGGAUGUUAAAGGCUUGGGACCGCGUCCGUAAUGUCGGUGCUAUCGUCUUGGCGAUCAUUCUCUAUUCGGAUCAAACGAACUUGUCCAACAAUGGCAGACAAUCAGCACACCCCUUCGUCCUGUCGUUCGGUAACACACCGGAGUGGGCGCGUUGGUUGGACGGCGGCACCGAGCUUGUGGGGCUCUUCCCUAACAUCCCCUCCGACCUGAAGCCAGAGGAGAAGAUUAGGGUGUUCCAACUGGCGGCGGAAUACAUGCUACAGCCCCUGAAACGCCUUUCCAAGCUCCACGGCGGGGGCUUGAAGGUCGAGGACAGCAAUGGGGUUGAGUACGUGGCCAUCCCACUGCUGUACUCGGUCGUGAACGACCAUCCCGAGUCUAACAAGGUCUCGUGCACCAUGUCAUGUAGCUCCUACCGACCUUGCUCCAUCUGCAUGGUUACGAGAGAUAAUCUUCGGGACGUGGAUGACGAGAUCGUUCCACGCACCGUGAAAGAUCAGAAAGCUGUGUACAAGAAAAUGGAGGGGGCAGAAACCAAGAAGGAAUUGACCCGUUUGAAGAAGAAGUAUUCUACCCACUUUGUGAAG
Molecule: messenger RNA, 699 nt
Organism: Closterium sp. Naga37s-1
Lineage: Eukaryota; Viridiplantae; Streptophyta; Zygnematophyceae; Desmidiales; Closteriaceae
Source: the annotation of a GenBank genome assembly